Monodelphis domestica (gray short-tailed opossum) is the source of this 4494-nucleotide messenger RNA. It is a transcript of the gene KIF4A, whose product is annotated as kinesin family member 4A. Lineage: Eukaryota; Metazoa; Chordata; Mammalia; Didelphimorphia; Didelphidae. Gene Ontology annotation, biological process: mitotic spindle organization; spindle elongation; microtubule-based movement. Gene Ontology annotation, cellular component: microtubule associated complex. Gene Ontology annotation, molecular function: ATP binding; microtubule motor activity; microtubule binding. The record is from RefSeq and is a predicted model, not a curated record.
CCCCCACCGCCUGGUCCGUCAUGGGCCGGGUUGGUCAGGGCCGCCUUCCCCGUAGGCCCAUGCUGCUCCCCGUCUGUGGAGGGCAGAAGAAGAAGGCUGCCUCGGCUAGCACAACACUGCUGCUUGGGUUCAGAAUGUUGCCAGUGCUGGCCUUGCACGGCCAGACCCCCUCCACUGUCCAAAAGGUCAAUUCCUGCAACUGAUGUCCAACUCCAGAGCUGGAGGUGGAGAGAGAGGAGGAAGGAAGGGAGGGGAUUCCGGGGCUGCCUGGAUCGAAAGUUCAAGAGAACGAUGAAGGAAGAGGUGAAAGGCAUCCCAGUCAAGGUGGCCCUGCGCUGCCGCCCACUUCUCCCCAGGGAGCUGGAGGAAGGCUGCCAGACCUGCCUUUCCUUUGUACCUGGAGAGCCCCAGGUGGUGGUUGGCAGUGGCGAAAAAUGCUUCACCUACGACUUUGUGUUUGAUCCCUCAGCGGAGCAGGAAGAAGUUUUCAACCUAGCAGUGGCCCCUCUCAUAAAGGGCAUCUUUCAAGGGUAUAAUGCAACUGUUCUGGCCUAUGGACAAACUGGCUCUGGAAAAACGUUUUCAAUGGGAAGUGCCUAUACUGCAGCUCAGGAGAAUGAGCCAACAGUUGGGGUCAUCCCUCGCGUCAUUCAGCUCCUUUUCACCGAAAUGGACAAGAAGGUGGACUUUGAAUUUCUCCUGAAAGUGUCUUAUCUGGAGAUCUACAAUGAGGAGAUUCUAGACUUGCUGUCCCCAUCUCGGGAGAAAUCCUCACAGAUAAAUAUACGGGAAGAUCCUAAGGAAGGCAUAAAGAUCAUAGGACUCACUGAAAAAACUGUUUCACUUGCCAUGGAUACUGUGUCCUGCUUGGAGCAGGGCAACAACUGUAGGACUGUGGCCUCCACAGCUAUGAACUCCCAGUCUUCUCGAUCUCAUGCCAUCUUCACCAUCUCUGUAGAGCAGAAAAAGAAAAGUGACAAGAAUAGUAGCUUACGCUGUAAGCUGCAUCUCGUGGACCUGGCUGGUUCAGAAAGGCAGAAGAAGACUAAGGCUGAAGGAGAUCGUCUAAAAGAAGGCAUUAAUAUUAACAGAGGACUCCUGUGCCUGGGAAAUGUAAUUAGUGCACUCGGAGAUGACAAAAAGGGUGGCUUUAUUCCCUAUAGAGAUUCCAAGUUAACCCGUCUGCUUCAAGAUUCACUAGGAGGUAAUAGCCACACUCUUAUGAUUGCCUGUGUGAGUCCUGCAGACUCCAACCUAGAAGAAACAGUCAAUACGCUGCGCUAUGCUGACAGAGCAAGAAAAAUCAAGAAUAAGCCCAUUGUCAACAUUGAUCCCCAGACAGCUGAGCUUAACCAGCUGAAGCAGCAGGUACAGCAGCUACAAGUCUUAUUGCUACAAGCUCAUGGAGGGACCCUGCCAGUGUCUAUCAAUGUGGAACCAUCAGAAAAUCUACAGUCCCUAAUGGAAAAGAACCACUCCUUGAUUGAGGAGAAUGAAAAGCUGAGCCGAGGACUGAGCGAGGCAGCUGGUCAGACAGCCCAGAUGUUGGAGAGGAUCAUUUUGACAGAACAAGCGAAUGACAAGAUGAGUGUGAAGCUUGAAGAACUCAAGCAACACCCAGCGUGCAAGCUUGAUCUGCAAAAGCUGAUAGAGUCUCUGGAGGACCAAGAGUUAAAAGAAAAUUUGGAGAUAAUUCAUAGUCUGCAGCAUGUGAUAACUCAGCUCUCAGUAAGCCAAGAUGCUGCUGCUCUCUGCAUGGCUUCAGCUGCUGACGUGCCUGCCGAGCCCAAUGCUGCCCAGGUGGAAACUAGUCCUAACACCAGCAGGUCCUCUGACGGUUUCACUACUCAGCAUGCACUCCGCCAGGCUCAGAUGUCCAAGGAGCUGCUAGAGCUGAAUAAAGCCCUUGCUUUGAAAGAGGCCCUAGCCAAGAAAAUUACUCAGAAUGACAGUCAUCUGCAGCCCAUACAGUUCCAGUACCAGGAUAACAUGAAAAGCCUAGAGUUGGAAGUUGUCAGUCUACAAAAAGAAAAGGAAGACUUGAUCUUUCUGCUCAAUUCAGCAAAGAAGGAUGUCAACCAAGCCAAGUUGAGCGAACGUCGUCGAAAACGACUCCAGGAGCUAGAAGGGCAAAUUAUUGACCUGAAGAAGAAAUUGAAUGAGCAGUCAAAGCUUCUGAAGUUAAAAGAAUCCACAGAGCACACAGUCUCCAAACUUAACCAGGAAAUACGGUUGAUGAAAAGCCAAAGAGUACAGCUAAUGCGUCAGAUGAAAGAAGAUGCUGAAAAAUUUCGGCAGUGGAAGCAACAAAAAGACAAGGAAGUAAUCCAGCUUAAAGAACGAGAUCGUAAGAGGCAGUAUGAACUGCUCAAGCUUGAAAAGGACUUUCAGAAACAAUCCAAUGUCCUCAGACGGAAAACUGAGGAGGCAGCAGCUGCCAACAGGCGCCUCAGGGAUGCUCUACAGAAACAACGAGAGGCUGCAGAUAAGCGGAAAGAGAGCCAGAGCCGCGGAAUGGAGGGGACUGCAGCCCGGGUGAAGAAUUGGCUUGGAAAUGAAAUAGAAGUCAUGGUCAGUACUGAAGAAGCCAAACGCCAUCUGAAUGACCUUCUUGAAGAUCGAAAGAUGCUGGCUCAGGACCUUGUUCAACUCAAACAGAAAAAAGAUGCUGGAGAAAACCCACCUCCCAAACUCCGAAGGCGGACGUAUUCACUUGCUGAUCUGCAGUGUUAUGAAUCAGAUGAUUCUGUCACAAAACAGAUAGAGAGCCUUGAGACUGAGAUGGAGCUGAGGAGUGCCCAAAUCGCUGACCUACAACAGAAACUGCUGGAUGCAGACAGUGAAGACAGGGCGAGGCACCGCUGGGAAAAUAUUGCAACCAUUCUGGAGGCCAAGUGUGCUCUCAAAUAUUUGAUAGGAGAGCUGGUUGCCUCUAAAGUGCAGAACAGCAAACUCGAAAGCCACUUGAAACAGAGCAAGGACUGCUGUUCUGACCUGCAGAAGAUGCUCACUGAGGAACGCAGUCAGACUACCGAGAUGAAGAAUGAGCUACAGGAGGACAUGAUGAAGUUGGAGCAGCAGCACCAAGAGAAGGUGCUCUAUCUGCUUAGCCAGCUGCAGCAGAACCAAGUGGUGGAGACACAGCUAGAAGAUUCCGUGAGUGAACGGGAACAGCAACUGCUUGACAGGCUCAAGUUUCAGGAUGAAGAACUUGAGAAGAUGCGGGAAGUGUGUGAGCAAAACCACCAGCUUCUUCAAGAGAAUGAAGCCAUCAAGCAGAAACUGAACCUUCUCCAAGUGGUCAGCGGGAAGAAACUUCACCUUCCAAAUGUCUCCACUCUGUCUCCAGAUUCUUCCUUUGAGUAUAUCCCACCCAAGCCAAGGCCUUCCCGUCCAGCUAAAGAAAAGCUCCUGUUACGAACUAUGGAAGUUGAGGAUCUGAAAUCUAACACAGAGCCUUCUGGGAGUGAAGCUGAUAACGAUGAGGACGAUGAUGAGUGGAAGCCAAAAAAACUAGUCAAAGGCUCCAAGAAGAACGUACAAGGGUGCUCCUGCAAGGGUUGGUGUGGAAAUAAACAAUGUGGGUGCAGGAAGCAAAAGGCGGGCUGCGGAGCAGACUGUAGCUGUGACCCUGGGAAGUGUAGGAACCGAGAGCAGCAGGUGGAUGCAUCCACCAGUGCAGAAAAUACCCAGGACUCUGAAGGCUCCUUCAAGCUAGAGGAUCCCACAGAAGUGACCCCAGGACUGAACUUCUUUAAUCCUGUCUGUGCUACUCCCAACAACAAGAUUCUUCGAGAGAUGUAUGAUGUGGGCCAGGUACUGACAGUCACCAAGUUAAAGAAGAAGACUCCUUCCUCUGCCCCUCUAGAGCCUGGACCUGCAGCUGCCUCCCAGGAGAACAAGGCCCCAGGAGAGAAGAAGAAGAAGCGCGUUCUAAAUAGUACCACUAGCUUUUUCUCUGGCUGUACCCCCAUCAGUGAAGAGGAUGGAGGCCUCUAAAGGUAGAAGCCCUUGCGCCUGGGAGGCAUCUUCGUGCUGGUUUAGAGGUUGCUGAGGGAGAGGGAUUUUAGUGAGGUUGUUGGAUUUCUGGUUAUUUGUUGCAUAAUAAAGAGAAAGCUGUUCCCCUCUCUUCCACAUCCCUUCAUUAUCUUCCUUCUCUCCAGAUGCUGCCUCUGUUGUGAACAGGCUGCCUGGAACUGUUGAGUGCUGAGCCAUCCCAUAGCCCUAAAAGGUCCCACACAUGUCAGCUGAGAAGUUUUUCCCUUUCCAGAAUUUAUGUCAGAAAUCAGUCUGGUGCGCGCCCCAAAUCAACAUGGGCUUUGUGGGGAGUCUGGCUCAGCUUAGAGGCAUAGAGGUUCUGCCUUGGGACAGGGGUGUGCCCUGCCCUGUUGUUUUAGUGAGACUAGAGAUACUUGGGCUUCAUGAUCUUAAGGCAAUAAUUUAGGACCCUUUGUUAAGUUAAUGUUAGAUGAAUAAAUAAACUUUGGAAUCCUU